CACUAAGAUUCUUCUUCAUUUGUGGCACUACAACCACGAGAGUUUCUUGGUCUGUCUUUUCUGGCGUUCCUGGGCUUUAUUUACCCGUAGCGACAGAAUCACAAUCCAGCGUACCGGAUUUGCGGUGAGAAUUGAAUUUGAUUUCCCAAUAAAAUGGUUCCCAAAACAAUGUGGAUGACCCAGUCCAUUUGUAUUCACUAUACGCUAAGUAGGAAAGUCUUUAGAAUAUAUAAAGAUGCGUACGGCAGCAUCAAAACCAUUGAUCAACUAUGCAUCUUUUUUACCAGCUCUGUUUAGCUCCGUUAAAUUUCCCCGUGCCUUCCAGGAAAUUUAACUCUGGCGAAUUAAACCGGAUUUCUCACCACUCAAAUAAGCAUGAAAUGAUUUAAAUAAAACUACUGAAGUGCAUACUUCUAACAGUUGUAAUUUAAUUAUUUUGUUUUGUUUUGAACAAAAAAAAACCUUUCCAUUUUUGUCUUAUUUAUUUCCGGUAUUCUUAUUAUUAAUUAAUUAUAAUGAUCUACCAUCACUUGUUCAUGAAUAUGUAAACCACAAAAAUUCUACUGGCUUGGGUUGUCAGGUGUUAUUCUAACGACAUGACCCAUGCCUUCCCGAAGCCUAGCGAGUCUAAUUUGCUACACGAUAAUGAGUUCAUUACACAACUCACAGAAUCUGUGGUAACGACUGUUCUAUAGGUCAUUGUUAAUAAAAGCGUAAAUAAUAAGCAAAAACUGAUAGUUUGUUGUUCAUUCUCUAAAUUGCUUCAAAUUUAUCUGACCUUUUUUAUAAUUUAUGUUUAAUACAUUCUCUGCAUUAAGUAACAAUCUUUAUUCUAGACGGUGAAUGCUGUUAUUCACUCCAAAACUAAAACUCCUCUGUUCGGCAAACUGUGCAAAUGCCAAGCUCACGGAGGAAGUCACCUAAAUAAAAACGUGAGCGGUACCGUCCCUAGGAAGCAAGUCACCUUUUUGUGCAAGCUGGGGAAAUGGUAACAUAACCGCAUGUUAACCUUACGCUUUCGGUAACUUGAGCUGACCAACAAACCGCAUCAACCGAGGAGAGCGAGAGAACAAAGUCAUCCGCGAUCGUUUGAAUCUUUUGCUUCGUACGAACCGUUGUUAAUGUCGCCAUUUGGAUGUGGUGUGGACUAGCAAUAAAUCUUGCCCCAUUACUCCGAAGGGAAAUGUACAGUUUGUGUUUUAUGCGGUACAAACUGAGAGAGGAGGGAACCUGUCACUCGCGUACGAUCGCGAACUUGAUCGGGUUUUUUCAUCCCAAAGGGAUGAAGCAAAGGGUACAGUGUUUUGCCGGAAGCUUGGCCACCGUCUUUCUUCUCACCACAAUGUGGAGCAAAGAGAAUGCUACACUGGAGCUGGAGAGCUUUUUGCGCGUACGUACACUGGGCCCGUUAUUGGCGCGUUCGCCUUGCCUCAACCAUUUUCUCAUGCGUUCGAUGUGCCACGCGCUCCACGUAAACCCGCGGAGAUUGGAAAGGUUUGCUUUCAGUUCACAAACGCUCUUUGAAGCUGGCGGACGGCCAUCAUCCGCGUUUGCGUUGGCGGUUUUGCGUUACGAAAAAGCUUCAUUCGCGUGGUGGUUAAGCUGGAUCGGAACUGGUUUUUUGUUGUGUGCUGUUGUAUUUUCUGUACAUUGAAGGAGCCAUUUUACCGCUUAAUGGAAAGGAACGAAAAAGUGUGCCAAAAAAGUGGCUUUCGUAGCUGAAAACAUUUUUUCGUUGGUUGCAAUGUUUGAAGUGAUUUGGCACAAGAAAACGGCUAGUGCUUUUAAGAAGCUUUCCGUCUACUUCACUCGUCAGCAGUGUUUGGUCAAUACAUAAAUGGCCGUAACUGAAUGAGAAAAGUAACGGAAACCAUGUUGGUAAAGAAUCAUCGUCGUUGAGGGAAAAGGAAAAUCGAACGUCGAUAAUUAUGUAUAUUAAGCUCGACAAGUUUUCGACAGUUACGUGACACCGGAUACACAGAGUGCGUGAACCAAUCGGUGGAGUGAUUUUUAUAGCCUUUUCCCCGUCCCAAACCGCCAAAGGUCACUGGAGCAUGAAUGUGCCGUGAUAUGUUUCGUGGUGAAUAAAACACAUACAGAAAUGAAAUCAAUACCAAAAUAAAAGCGAGCAAAAGUUCAGGUGGGAUUGGCCUGUGGGACGAGAUUUUCCCUGACGAGUUCCAUUUCAUAUCAAACUGUAUAACGAGCACUCUGAACACACGUUAAUUGAAUGUUACAGUUGACCUAGUGAAAUGAGCCACCGAGCCAUCCACCAGAAGCUUCUCAAUAUGGGUUUCUCUCUUUUUCGUGUGUGAAAGAAGCACAAUUACAGCUCGUAAAACCGUUACAUGAAAGCACUGUGCCUCAAGACAAAGACGAGCAAGACGAGCAAGACGAGCGAGCGAGGAAAUUCCCUUCACAAAAAAAGCACAAACUCCCAGCCGUGAUGGAACUGAGCGAUCAUAAAGCAAUAGAAAUGUUGUGCUCCGUGUUUGUAGAGUGAAGUUUGUGGCCACACAAUACGCAGCUGUGGAACCUGUUGGUGAAUGUGUGACGGUGUGUUUUCACGUUGAACGUUUUAGCAAAAAUUCAUUAAACACUGACAACUUACUAGUAUCCCGAUCGGUAGUACCCAUCCAUACGUUUGAAGAUUACGUCGUCGAUCAUAUUUAUUGGAGUGAUCGUCCUAUACGAAAAAACACACUUCAAGCUUCGCCGGAGUUGGUUAUACACGCGUGAGGAAAACAACCUGGCCGCUACCAAUGCCAAGCGUUCGUACCAAGGCUUUGUUUUCUACUAAGCUCAUUGCAAUGAUCAAUUGCUUACGUAGUGGUGCAGCACACUCAAAAGGCAGUUAGGCCGAGGCGCAAGAAUCGCUGUUGGACAUGAUGUUGGCAAAGCUAUUACGCAGGCACCAUUAUUUCACCAUUACGCACCGUUGUAACAGUUUCAGAUCUCCCUUUCAUUUAAGGGAAUCUACCUGUGUACGAUGAUUUGCAGCAACGAGUGCGAAAAGGUACGAUUUUUGCGCCAAAUAGCUAACAUUGAAGUGUGUCUGACUUUGGAUUAGUUCAGAAAGAGUCCCGAUCAGAUUCGAAACAUAAAACGUUGAAUGGGUGAAUUCAGUGAUCAAGCACAACCAUCGUCAGCUGGCAGGCAUCACUACCCGAAAGAACUCCCCAGCAAGAUGCGCGUCGGUGAGGACGAUCUGCCAAGCCUCGAGUACAUCGAGGAUCCGUACAUACCGAAGCUAGAUCCGAAUUGCUUUACACCUUCGCUGGACGAGGUGUACGAUAUCGAUGAAGAUGAUGGACUGAUAGGACACGAGGAACAGCACUGGUCCGACGAAACGGAACGUUAUCUCCGUUCGCUAACGCUCGAUCAAAUUCUCGGAGUACCCUCCGACGAUGAAGAUAUCGAUCCAACGUCGGAAGUGGAGCUACAAACCGUGGAGACGGAGUUCAAUCCGCCGCUAUCCUCAGACGAAGGCGAUAGCAGCGAACACCCGUCCAGCAAAGAUCCUGGCGAACGGUUAGGUGUUGGAAUCUGUUUCGAACCUGCCGGCAAAGAUGAAACACCACCGAGUCCGUUACGAUCGGGCAGUGGUGGAGGUGUUGUGCGAAACAUUCUGACCGGCCGAUUGUUACUCGGCGGUGCCACCAACAGACGUAUCCGUGCACUGUUCAAUCGGCGCAAAAUUCGGGACGUACGGGUCACGUUCAUCGAUUUCUCGAAGCCAUAUCUGGCCCGUAUCUCGAGUGGUGAUAACUACAAAAGCUUCCUCAACAUUGGGAGUGCACCAGACAAUUCUGGAAAAUUGUCCGAUGCAUCUCCGGUUGGGUCGAUCAGCUCGGCCGAAAUUGCGAAUGAAUUUUCCGGACUAUCAGCCGAAGAGCAAACAGCGCAGCGUGAAGAAUGGAGUCAGGAAUUGGCACGCGUUGAAGAGGAGAUAACAACAUUGCGGACGGUGCUACAGUCAAAAAUGCGCCAUGCUAGUGAGCUGAAACGCAAGCUAGGCAUUACCGUGUGGAAGGAAAUCACGGACGACGUUAGCCAGGGAUUUAAGAACGUCAAAGAAAGCAACGUCUACCAAAAGACGGAAAGUGCGCUCAAAACGACAGCCGGUAAGACAACAUCUGUGAUCGGUGGUAUUGCGGGAAAGAUGACCCAAAAGUUGACGGAAAUGAAGCAGUCGGAUUCUUUCCGAUCGUUUGAAGAACGCGUCGGAUCGGCAUACGAAAAUGUUAGGUCGAAGGUUUCAUCGCGCUCCAGCUCGGUGCAGAGCUUCAUCGAGGAGGAAAUAGAAGAAGAGCAAAGACUUCUAAAGGAAGAGAAGCAAAAGUUAGACGCCGAUGCCGAUGCUGCCAGCUCCAAUGAAGAUUCGAACGAGGACAGUAAUUCCGUUGCUGGCACCAGUUCCGCUACCUCCAGUGUAGCCGGCAUAACGACGCGCCGUGGUCGUCCGCCCGGUAAGAAAAAUUCCGGUACGAUGCUGCUGGGAGAUGAUGAUGAUCCGAAGCACGUAAGCCUAACGGUGGAGGCUUACUAUCCCCCGAGCGAGGCGUCCAGCUUUGCAGCCCAAGUGCUCAGCCUAACCGGGUACGAACAUCCGCUGCGUAAGGAGGCGGUGGACAUCGAAUAUCUGAAGCAAAUCGUAGCAAACGAUCAUUGCUACACUCCGCUUUUGUCACCAACGCAAAAGCUGCCCCCGCGAACAUUGUUGGACGAUGUUGAUUCGGCGGAAGAAUCGACGAUAAACACGACAAACAAACCAAAGCCGGGUAGCACCAUCAACAGCACGCUCAUUGGAAAGUUUGCCGACGUACGUAAAGGUAUCACUGUGAAGGUGACCAAAACGGUUCCCACAGCGGCUUCGAGUGCAACUACAAUCACACAGAACAAGCUGAGAAAAUCCAUUUCCGGCCCGGGCCUUGUACUGCCGGAGCAGAAAAAGGCAAUCAAACCUGGAAAACCUGUAACGAAAUCAGCGAAAGAAAUUGACGACGAAGAUGACGAUGAGGACGAUGAUUUCGAUUCGGAUUACACGGAAGAAGAGUCUUCCUACUCGGAGGACGAUGACGAGAUGGAUGCCGAUUUUAGCGUCACCGGACGUACCACGAUCAAGAAGCGGAAGAAAUUGGUAAAGAAUAAAGUGUCUCCGAAAGCAUCGCAACGUGGACCGUAUAGAAAAUCGGACGCGAAAGAGCACGGCGAAGCCGGCCAGGCAAAGGAAGCCGAUAGGCUUAAGCACGGUAAGGUGAUUGUUAAACCUAUCACACCAACCGCAGUAAAGCCGUUGCCACAAAAGACACUACUUACAAAGGCGGAACAGAUCGUUAAAGUAACACCCGUGAAGAAGGAUGUCGUGAAACUGCACACCAGUUCAUCCUCAUCCGGAUCAUCAACACCGACCGGUACAACCAGCAACAGGCAACUGUUGCAACCGGGCACGAUUGCUGGAAAACUACAACCCAAACCCGACACAAGCCAACCGAAACAACCUUCACCCGCUACCGCUUCGACGACAGCAACCGUAACCGCACCCAGCAUUGCGGUUCCUAAAAAGGAAAAGAAACCCAAAACCAAUCCACACGACGCCGCACUGUUCAGCGAUAUGUCCGCACUCUUUUCCACACCGGACAUAAUUAAGAAAGUUAAUUCGGGCAAAACUCCAACAUCAACGAAUACUUCUACGGGAAAUAUUGCUAACGCUGGGUCACCGUUGAUCACCACCACCACCAGUCAACCAAGUUCUCCGGUGGUAAAAAUGCACGUUCUUACAAAACCGACCGAACAGAAGCAACCAACAGCACCGCUACAAACUUCCACGCCUACUGCUCAUACACUGCCCAACACGCAGCAACGAUUGGAUCUGAUCGAUGCGAUCGUACAGGAAGAUUUGCACCAAUCGGUACCGGUUGCACCAACUCCCAAGCCGAACAUUUCCUCGCAGAUGCAACCGUCUCAGUCUACAGAAAUACCAAACAUUGUGCAAAUGUUGGAGCAACCGUCCGCCAGAACGGUUGACGCUAGUAGCACAAUUUUAACUCCAUUGCUGCCGGAAGUAAAAUCGCUCCAACCAGUAGUACAACCAGUGAUACAACCGGUCGUUGAUCUUCUGCCCGACACAAGCAUCCUGGAGGCACUGAACAGUAACGAUGAUGCGCUACCGGAAGAGCUGCUAGAGCAUGUAGCGGAAUUGGCAAAAAAUAAGGAACUGCAAGAAAUACUCGACAAGCAAGUGCUUGGUGUGAUUGGUUCGGAAGGAUUACUAGCCCCUCCCGUUAUUCCUAUCGGAGGCGAAAGUGUGACGAACAUGUUACCGGGACAAUCAAUGAUCCAGGAAGCUUCAGCAAGUAUCCCAUCCACCAUAGCUUUCCCGAUUGUUCCGAUACAGACCAUUAGUUCCGAUGCUUCGUUAGUAAUGAAUUCCAACGAGCCCGUUCAGCAACAGCCCACGGGUACAGCGGAUCAGUCGGUACCACGAAGGGAUGCGAUCCAAAUUCGACGUAGCGAUGGUCGGCUGAUCACGUUGCCACCAAUCGAAGCACCUACAACACGUGCCUCGAAGCGACGUGCGCAAGUAAGCGAUCCUAGUACACCGAGGUCGACAGUACGUCAAUCAAUCGAUCAAUUACCGAUCACGGUAACGGGUGGUCCGGAAGCAACGUUUACGGCAACACCCGAAACACCCAAACCUACAAGACGAUCGUCUGUCAAGGUUGGAACUACACCAACCUCUUCCCGACCUGUGACACCGGCCGCAAUGGUUGUUACCGAUGGACCGAACGAUCAAGCAGCUGGGCAAACAGUGGACGACGCAUCGAAAGCGAAGCGAAUCAACAAAACCCGUCAGUCAGUCGAUAAUAGUCGCGUGAAAAGAAUCAGCUCAACGAACGUGGCCAUCGCUAUCGAGGCGGCAGCGCAAGAUGAUGAUUACGAAUCGGACGAAAGCUGGAACUCGGAAGAUGAUCCGGAUCGGCUUUGGUGUAUAUGUAGACAGCCGCACAACAAUCGCUUUAUGAUAUGUUGCGAUUUGUGUGAAGAUUGGUUCCAUGGAAAGUGUGUGAAUAUAACGAAAGCAAUGGGCCAACAGAUGGAACAUGAUGGUAUCGAAUGGACUUGCCCGAACUGUCUGAAGAAGAAACAAGAUCGACAGCAACCAAAAUUAAUGGCGUUUUGGGCAAAAACCGGUGGUGACACGGGAACUACUGAUACGGCUGCACCGUCGCCCAAGCCAUCACUGCAAGGCACCACCGGUUCGCCGGCAAUAGCGACCGAGGGUAAUUGUGUUGUUUGCAAUAAGCAAGCUAAAUCAGGCUCAAUUUACUGUAGCGAUGAGUGCAUUCGUAAGCAUGCUUCAAAUACCGUUGCCAACUCUCAACCUGCGUCCAAGGUGGAAAAAACAAAAGAACGUCCAAACGUAGCAUCUGCAGCGGUUUCAGUGACGGCUGCUAGUGCGAAUGAUCUAUCAAACGACAGUCAAAUGGUGAUCGUUAUGGAACGCAAAACUGGCCGUUGUUUAACCGGGAAAAAUGCACCAUCGUUGGAAAAUCUUAAAAGCUGGCUACAGGCCCAUCCUACCUUCGAGGUUGUUCCACCCACCUCCCAGCAGGGUACGAUUAUUCUGAAAAAGCAGGCAGCGAUGCGAAAGCAGCAACUUGAGAAGGAAGCUGCCGAACGUAAAGCGGCAUCGUCCGCCAAUGCGGUAACAACUUCCACCGGGCCAGUGGCUAAAACGCAAACUCAGCUUAAAUUUAACGAACAAAAAAAGAUAGUCAUAUCGAGCGCAACACCAUCCGGUGCGGUCACGACUAAAUCACAAAAUUCACCUAAAAUUCUCACCACAACCAGCAAGCAAGCAAUGGUGCAUAAAGUUGCAUCGCCGUCGGCUACCAGCACGUCUUCUUCCCACUUGGUGCUUGUUAAGGGAGCUGUUACACCAGGGGCGAAAGGUGUAUCUAGUCCGGCAAAUCAACAGAAGAUACCGGUGGGAUUGGCGGGUAAUAACAGCUCACCGACAACAACACACCCGACAACGGGAUUAUCAACGAGCGUUAGCAAACAAAAGAAACCAACACAAACGUCUGCACCAUCAUCAGCUCUCUCCUCGGAACAAUCGAAACAGUUCCGAAGCUCCAAAUCAUCUACGACGGCCGGUGGUGAGAACAUUCGUGUGACUGUGAAGAAAACAUUAAAGGAACAUCUUAUGCAGCGUACCGCUGAGCUGCAGGAAGAUAGCACCUUUAAUCGACUCACCGAAGAGGAGAUUGAUCGUUUCGUAGAAGACACAGAGCAUCAACUGUUUGUACUCUUCAACAAGGACACCGGCAUGAAGUAUCGGGCCAAGUACCGAUCGUUGGUGUUUAACAUAAAGGAUCGCAAGAAUUUAUCACUGUUUCAGAAGAUAUCGGAAAAGCUGAUAGAACCAAAGCAAUUGGUUCGUAUGACUGCUGACGAGCUGGCAAGCCAGGAGCUGGCCCAGUGGCGCGAAAAGGAAGCUAAACAUCAGCUGGAAAUGAUUAAAAAAUCGGAACUAGAUCUGUUAGCCUGUGCGAAAAAUUACGUACUAAAAACGCACAAGGGGGAGGAAGUGAUCGAAGGUAAAACGGACGAUCGCGUCCAGCUGGAUCCGUCCGCUCCGGUUGAGGAUGUGGUACUGCUGUUAAACAAUUCCGCCGUUAGCAGUACGAGUGAGCUGGACGAUUCGUCCACUGCCUUCCCGGAAGGUUCACAUCGUUCGAAGGAUUACGAUUAUGGUGUGUACGGUAAAUCGUACACGGGAAUAUACGGCGGCAGUGGUUCGAUAUCGAGCAGCAGCAGUGUAACAGGGCUCGGUAGCGGUAAGCUUGACAGUCACGGUUCCGGUGGUGCUGGUUCAUCAUCAUCUUCAUCGCGGAAAAAGGAAUCUCGCCGAAGCAGCCGCAGCCGCAGCCGGGGCAGAAAGCAUGAGCGUGAUCGUUCGCGUGAUCGUAGCCGAUCGAAGCACAAACGAAAGCGCAGCCGCGAACGUAGCCACGAAGGACAUACGAGUAGGGACCGGGAACGCGACAGGGAUCGGGAACGUGACCGGGACCGGGAACGGGAGCGGGACCGCGAACGUCAUCACAAGGGACGUGAACGAAGCAAGGAACGUUCGAAACAUGAAGGGAAGAAUUCGCGGGAAAAAGACACCACGUCGAAGAAUUCAUCGGACAAACGAAGAACUUCAACGGCUAGUCGUGGUAUGGAAGGGAUCGAUCCGAACGCGGCUAAAGAUGUGCCGGAACCAGAACGAAAGGUCGGCAAAACCAGUGAAGCGCAAAGUAAAGCAACGUCGGGAUCGUCCAAGAAGCGGCUUGAAGGUACGAAAGAUGCGAUUAAACUUCCGGUAACAGAAGCGGAAAGUGAUAAAUUGCUAGAAAGCAAGGACGCUAUUAAUCCCGAAUCGGAACACCUGAGCGAUGCAGCCGCGUUGGAGAAAAAAUCUUCAACGCAGGAAAAGAACGCCGACGAUACGAAAGUGUCGACGGCAGCUGUUGAGCUCCCGAGCAAAGAUUCGAAACCCGAUCAGGAUCAAGAACCGUCCAGCACAGUGACGAUUCCAACGCCACCACACUAUCCGUUCGAGGGUCAAUCGUCCGACGAACCGAACGGUGGAACUGUGGUCGAUCAGCAGAAGCUAGAAGCGGAAAAGAAUCAUUGGACGGGCAGUGUGCAUAUGAUCGAUGUGGCAAGUAUCGAAAUGUCAAUCCGUGCCGUCAGUGGUGAAAUUCACGACGUUGCUAAAGACUUUACCGAGGAUCUAAACAUUUGUGGCACCAUUAAACCGGAAAUUGUAUGGGAAUACAUUGGGCAGAUAAAGAAAAGUCCCAACAAGGAGGUGUGUUUGGUGCGGUUCCAUUCAACGGAAGCGAGCGCUUACUAUACGCUGUACAAUCAUUUGCACUCCCGCAAACGGUACAGCGUUGUGAAAUCGCCCUCGGUUGCGAUAAAGGAUUUUUACAUCUUUCCCCUGCCGGCGGAUCAAAUGAUUCCGAUGAUUUUGAAACCGCUUCGAGGCAUUGGUAUCAUAGAAGGUGAUAGCAAGCCGAACCUGUUGCUGGGCAUACUGGUGAAGAUUAAGGGUGGUAAACGGCCAUCCUCUUCGAAUGCAACAAAUGCUUCCACCACAUCAAAGACCGUACGACAUCAAUCGAGAAGCACUGUUAGUGCAACGGGUGGAAAGUCCAGUACCGGUACGGCAUCUGCAUCUGGUAAACCUUCUUUAACGCAACAAGUUAUUACAAAGUAUGCAUCGAAAGAACCAUCGAACGAUGCAAAUAUGUCACUCAAACCAACGGAAUCCGAAGCUGGCUUGAAGCUCGAUACGAUGGUGGUGCGUGCUGAAACGAACACUAGGGGCGAAUCUGCCGAAAUCAAUACUCCCGACACGCCGGUUAACGAUCCCAUGGAUAUGGAAAUUGAUAUGGAUAUUAUAAAGGCACCGAUUGCUGGAAAAGUUGUGGCCGUAGAGGGAAAUAGUAACAGUAGCAGCGUUGGGCCGAGUCGUGUACCGGAAGCAAACGCCAUGCUGAUCGACGAUGAUGACGAUGAACCGUACUCGCCCGGUGGUGGUAGUGAUGAUAGUAACUUUGCAGAUGUAACCGCUAUCGUCGACACGACGAAGGUGUCACGGGGCGGUGUCACCGACCAUGGUGUCGAUCCGGACGAAGAGCGGAUGCGGAUUGCAAUGGAUGAAUUGAAUAGGAAAAUAGCCGAACAGAAGAAUGAGAUUGUGGGGCUGAUCAGCAUGGCCGAUCUGAAGGAGGAGGAAAUUAAUUCCGCAUUGCCACCGUCAUUAAUUAACGGAAUUCCUAUACCACCCAAUUUAUCACAAAUUCUGGCCAGUAUUAAGGGUGGCGGUAGUGGUACUGCUGCAUUAGCAGCAGCAGCAGAACCGAUGGAUGAAAUAUCUUCCGGACCGUCUGGUAGUGGUAUGGUGAGCGGCAACAAUGUGGAACCAAUGCCGGUUAUAAAUCGACCAUCGGAAGUGCCAGAAGAUGAUGAAGAGGAAUAUAAUCCGACGACACCGGCGCUGUACGGAGCGUACAAAGCUGCUGCCUCGAUACCAUACGCCGCGAUACCGAUUGCAAACAGUCAGGGUGAUAUUGAUGAACGGAUUCUACCAGCUACGCUGCUUCCAUCGACCGUGGCGGUACAAAAUGUAAACACGUUCGAUUCGAUCAGUUCGAUGACCGCUUCCGAAGCUGUACUAGCCAAUCUUGCGGCCUCGUUGCCACCGGUUGCUAAUGUUUUGCAACCGACCGGUAGCGGUAGCGGAGGUGAAAGUCGUCUGGCGAAGCUAUCUGAAGCAGAAUUACUCAGCAUGGUACCGGAUGAUGUAAUUUUGCCCGAUUCUUCGUCGAAGGAUUCGUAAACAAAAAGUUUGUUGCUACUUGUAUUGUACAAGAAAGCUAAAAAACACAAAACCAUUACAUUACAACACAAUUCACAUCCUUCUACACACACACACUGAUACACGUUUUUGCAUAUGAGAAACAAAAAUGAAAUCGAAACCGCGAAUACGUUCGAAUAGCUUCGAUUGUAAAAUUGCUCCGUGAAGAUGAUUCAAACAGAGAACCUUUAAGUUCCACAGUACAUUUGUAAGCUAUCUCGAACGUACAAGAUUUGAACAAUGGCUCACUCUUUAGCACAUAGCGAUAGGACUCUUUGUCAUUCCUGCAAAGUAUAUGCACCGUUUGUUAUUUUGCAUAAUAACAAAUGAUUAGCAAUGUUUUGACAAGUGGGCAUAAAGGCAAUAUAAGAAAGAAUACUACUAAUAACCCCGAAAUGCGUUUCAACGUUCCAUUGCUACAUAUUGCUAGCAGUGACUAAGAUAUGUUACUUGCCACACAUACACCAUUAUUGCACAGUGAUUGUUUGAAUAGAUAACUUUAGCUUGGAAGAUAUUGCUGUGAAAUAUCGAAGAAAAAAAAAAUAUCUCUUUGAACUGCUGAAUAUUGUGUGUAUCUGGCAAAUGUGUUCUACUGUAAAAAAAAAAAAAACAUUAUAUAGUUGGCCUAUAAUAAUUACAGUACUUUAACCUUCUGUAUAAAGCUACAUGCAAAACGUUACAGUACUACUAAUUAGCGUAAGAUCUGAAAUCCCUAUUUUCAAAACUUUUGUAAUAUACUAUGUGUACUAGCUGUUAGUUUCUUUUUUUUUGUAAAACUCUAGGAACAAACAUUUGGAAAUGUGAUGUUGAAAACAAAGGAAACCCAUUGAACCUGCAUUUAUACUUUGGUGUAUUAUGGUUAAGCAGAAGCCACAAUUAACAUAGCGCGUACGAUUUAACGAAAACCUACUCUUCCUGAUGAUGGUGGACCCUUGCAUAGUUCUAACAUACGUGUGACUAUUCCUUGCAUGACGAUUAGAGAAGUAACAUAAUCUAGCACCAUUGUGGAGGCUUCCGUGUUUCAUUUAUAAUAGUCCAAACAAUUGAAGAAAUAAAUAUGAUUAGGAUCAUAAAAA
Messenger RNA from Anopheles funestus (African malaria mosquito), 12492 nucleotides. Its product is annotated as tumor protein D52-like. The transcript has 13 exons. Gene Ontology annotation, biological process: DNA-templated transcription. The record is from RefSeq and is a predicted model, not a curated record. The coding region runs from base 3113 to 11398 and encodes 2761 amino acids. Gene Ontology annotation, molecular function: protein binding. Gene Ontology annotation, cellular component: nucleus; cytoplasm. NCBI's taxonomy places the organism in Eukaryota, Metazoa, Arthropoda, Insecta, Diptera, Culicidae.